Solanum stenotomum is the source of this 784-nucleotide messenger RNA. RefSeq names its product reticulon-like protein B5. Lineage: Eukaryota; Viridiplantae; Streptophyta; Magnoliopsida; Solanales; Solanaceae. The record is from RefSeq and is a predicted model, not a curated record. Bases 20 to 754 code for a protein of 244 amino acids. The transcript is spliced from 5 exons.
UUUAAACAUAUUUUUAGUCAUGUCCGAUCCAGUGGAAGAAAUUGUUCCUGAAUCAUCAGCGAAAGAUCAACGUGAUUAUUCUUCUUCGUCAUCCACCGAUGGGGAUGACUUUCGACAACCCACAAAUGACAAGUCUCACCUCUUUGGCCGCCAGAAACCUGUCCAUGCAGCUCUAGGCGGUGGCAAACCUGCUGAUAUUUUGCUGUGGAGGAACAAGCAGAUUUCAGCUGGGAUGCUUGCUGCUGCUACUGUCAUUUGGCUUCUAUUUGAAUGGAUUGGUUAUCAUUUGCUCACAUUUAUAUGUCAUUCCCUCAUACUUACCUUGGCCAUCUUGUUCUUUUGGUCAAAUAUCUCCCACUUUGUCAACAAGACUCCUAUGGAAUUUCCAGAAAUUAUAUUGCCAGAGAAGUUGUGGACACAAGUUGCUUUACUUUUGAGGGACAGAUUCAAUUGGGCAUUUGCUCUUUUCUGGGAAGUUGCUUCUGGAAAGGAUUUGAAGAAGUUUCUCUAUACUAUUUUAGCUUUGUGGAUUGUAUCUAUUGUUGGCAGCUGGUUCGAUUUUCUCACCAUUGUUUACAUCUUAUUUGUUAUGAUGUUGACAGUACCAUGGUUCUAUGAGAAACAUGAAGAUCAAGUAGAUACCUAUGCACAGAAGGCCAAAAAAGAACUCAAGAGACAGUACAGCCAUUUGGAUGAAAAGGUUCUUCAGAAACUACCAAAAGUUCCUUUCGUUAAAGACAGUAAGCUGCAGUGAUGGCAUUCUAUUUCCAGGCGGUUAACGGCA